GGCCUCAUGGAUUUGGCAGUGAGGCGCGGCGUGGGGGCCCACUCGUCUCCCCCCGCCUUCCACUCGCUCGUCUCGACUCUCUCCGCGAUCGACUCCAGACCUCGAGAUUGGCGCGUCCGUCCUUCCGUCCUGUCAUCUCGCUCGUAGCCUUGCUUGCUUCCUUUCGCCAUCCACACAUCUCGUCCUUCUCUCAGCCAGAGCGGCAUCGCUGCCCAUCAUGGCGAUGAUGCCUCCUCCUCCAUCCGCCGGAGGCUCGGCAGGCGGCUCGCUAGGCUUCAUGCCCACUCAAUCGGCCAACAGCUUGGGCAUCGCCUCGACCUCUGCCUUGCCUCCGCCUCAGCCUAGCGUUCCGGCAGGGUAUGCGACCCUCAGGCUGCUCGAGUACUUUGAUGCGCUCGCUGGCAAAGAAUCCCAGCAUGCCCAUGAGAUUCACGACCUCAACUUCUGGCGCUCAUUGACGCAUACCUUCUACGCGCCUGAUGGCGUCUUUCGCUUCAUUGCCUUCAAUCCGUCUACUAGGGAGCAGAGGUCUUUUGAACUCCCCACACCCGUCAUCCCACGAUACCUUCACACCGUCCACCUCUCGGGCGUCUCCUCCCACUAUGUCUCCCUUUCCUCCACCCGUGAAUAUCCCUGUGACCAGCUUAGCAAAGUCACCGACCCACCCGCAGUAAAAGGCUGCUCGCUUGGUAUCCCCACCGGACGCACCUCUCACUUUGUCCAAGUAGAUCGCGCUCGGAUGGACAUCGAGUACGAGAGCGGCUGGACAGUCGUACAGCGUGGAGUGAUGAGGGCGGGCUUCACGACGAUCGGCGGGGCGCUGAAGUUACAGUGGUUGGAUUUCAUCAUCAAGGACUGGAGCAGCCUGGUGCCGCGAGCGAAGAUACAGAGGGGAGUGGUUGAGCAGGUGGUCAGUGAGGAGGUCGUGGCAAAGAUCCGUGGAGACGUCAAGAACGGAUCGAAGAGCAAGGAUGACAAGAAGACCUCAAAGGAAGCGGGAGCAGAGGACGAGAAGCCUUCUUCCUCCUCAAGAGAGGACGACCGGGAUCGGGAACGGCCACGCAUCACGCACCCUGUGGAGCGCUGGUCGAUGCCAGAGAACCCGGUCAACGAGUAUGGUAUGACGCUGCGAGCCAUGCGCUGCCUCGAGAUCACUGAGUCGGUCUGUCAGCUGAGGGACUUGAUGGACUACGCGGCGCAGAAUACCUUGGGACCUAUGCAGGCUCUGCAACGUUUGGCUGGAGAGUUGAGGGCGAGUAGACCUGACAAGCAGGAGGACAGCAAAGCAUCAGGAGAGGAGGGCGGUCAGGAGGGCGCCGCUAAGAGAAAGGGAGGAGCAGGAGCCGGGCCUUCAGUGGGUAGCGGUGAGGGGAAUGUCAAGACGGAAGGGCAGGAUGAGGAGCCUUCUGGGCGCAGCAGCCCGGCGAAGCGCAUGCGAUGAUGGUGUCCGGCCGCAAUUGCAAUGUACUUGUAUCUGUC
Molecule: messenger RNA, 1479 nt
Organism: Jaminaea rosea
Lineage: Eukaryota; Fungi; Basidiomycota; Exobasidiomycetes; Microstromatales
Exons: 3
Coding region: 218-1441 (407 amino acids)
Biological process (GO): negative regulation of transcription by RNA polymerase II; positive regulation of transcription by RNA polymerase II
Cellular component (GO): transcription regulator complex; nucleus
Source: RefSeq, a predicted model, not a curated record